Boleophthalmus pectinirostris (great blue-spotted mudskipper) is the source of this 1429-nucleotide messenger RNA. Its product is annotated as long-chain-fatty-acid--CoA ligase 6-like. Gene Ontology annotation, cellular component: membrane; endoplasmic reticulum. Bases 702 to 1268 code for a protein of 188 amino acids. Lineage: Eukaryota; Metazoa; Chordata; Actinopteri; Gobiiformes; Gobiidae. The transcript is spliced from 5 exons. Gene Ontology annotation, molecular function: arachidonate-CoA ligase activity. The record is from RefSeq and is a predicted model, not a curated record. Gene Ontology annotation, biological process: long-chain fatty-acyl-CoA biosynthetic process; very long-chain fatty acid metabolic process; long-chain fatty acid metabolic process.
AGUUGAGCCAUUACGCACCGGCACAACACAGAGACCUCAGCAAAAUACUCAACUGUAAACAUUGCUUAUUACAUUUUAUUCUUGUUACAGUGCGGGGCUGGUGUAAAAUAAGUUAAAAAUGUAUAUAAUGUAAGAGUAAAUAUUAUUUUGGAGCUUAUACGACGCAACUUUCGUGUUAAAUUAUCACACAAUGGUUCUGAAAUGGCACGAGUCCAAACAGGCCUAAAAUGUGAUUGCCACGUUUUGUUGGACUGUGAACUAUUGAUUAAACUUUCCAAAAAAAGAGAUACCAAAAAAAAAACCUGAUAAAGUGAUAAGUAAAGGCCGUGUGCAGGUCACCUUGGCGUCUCCCGCCCGGUAAACCUCUGUACCGGGGCCAUGUUGUGUGGUCAGCACGACCCGGCGCGUGCUGCUCUAAAGAUGCUGCGCUGUGGUCUAUGCCCCGAGCUCACGUAAAAAAAAAAAAAAAAAAACUCCUAAUAUCUACGUAAAGAAAUCGGACCACCGGCUUGUCCCCUCCUCCUGCUCCCCCGCUGCGCCUCGCCUCUCAUAUAUGUGUCCUCCCUCCUUCCUCUUCCUCCCUCCUCUUCCUCUCACCCCCCUCCUCCUCUUCGCCUUAAUCUCGCGGAUUGUCGGCGCGCUUGGUGCAGUCACUGGUGCAGUUCUGAGCCGGGGGAACACGCUGGCUCAAUGAGAAAGACAUGCUGGCAUUCGUUUUGGUCUCUGGAUCGCUCUGGAUUUUAUUAGAGUUGAGUUCGACGCUGAUGGAGAAGAUGCAGGCUCAGGAGCUGAUGACUGGCCUGAGGGUCCCGGAGAUGCAGGACUUGGGGCAGUUGUUCCGGUCUCUGCCCCCCUCGGCCCUGGUGGGGAUCGGGGCCCUCGCAGCCGUCCUGGCCUACUGGUUCGCCACGAGACCCCGGCCCAUCAAAGCCCCCUGCAGCCUCCAGCACCAGUCCGAGGAGGUGCCGAAUGAAGGAGGGGGGAGGAGGUCCAUGAUGGGAGACCCGACCAAGCUGCUGACCCAUUACCAUGACGACGCCCGCACGCUUUAUGAAGUGUUCCAGAGGGGCCUCAACAUCACCGGUGAGGGGCCCUGCCUCGGCUCCCGUCUGCCCAACCAGCCUUACAAAUGGUUAUCCUACAAAGAGGUGAACGCGAGGGCGGAGCAUCUGGGAUCCGGGCUCCUGCACCAGGGCUGCCAACCCAACCCCAACCAGUUCAUCGGAGUGUUUGCCCAGAACCGCCCCGAGGUAAACCCAAACCUGUAGUCUUCUGUAAAGUGACAGCGGUGGAGAUGGAAGCGAUCGUCUCAUAAAAUGACACAGCAAAAAGUCAUUAUAGGAUAUUGUUCACAGUGUUGGGAAGUUUAUUUUUAAAAUGUAAUCCCCUACAGAUUACAGAUUACACACCCCAAAAUGUAGUUUGUGAC